CACGGGCGUUUGGCUGCACUCCCACCAGUGCCGAAAAUCUCUAGCACUUUGGGUCAUCCAUUGGGUACAUAGACGCGCUCGCUUUGGGAAUAGUCUGUGUCCUAUGGCAGCAGUCCCAUCAAUCCUUGCUCCGGAAGAAAUAGCCGCCGAAGAAAGCUAAGAAAGCUAGAACUCCUAACAGAAGGAUAGCAGGUGUAAGGGCCCAGGAUACUUCAACGAUUGCCUUUUGCUCCUGGGCGUGCGCCCGCCACUUUGCUCGCCUGGCGUGACUCACGCUCACAGGGUCGACAUGUGGAGCAUCGUAAUACUUGUUACCUUGUUCACUGCUGAUGUCGCUCGAGCUCAGGCCAGCGCAAGCGUGGAUCCUGUGUCGUACCUUUCAAAGGUUUCCGGCCCCUCCCACCACGUGGCCGACGUGUGGGCCAGCUUCAAGCCCUCUCCACGCCACGUUGAAAUCAUGAAGGCGGCGCCUGACACCUUCCAAGCGCUACCCCAGGCGUUUGACAAGAACUACCGCAACCCCUGCUGGACGGACGCCAGCAGCGGCAGGUUCCGUUGUGCGCCGUAUUUUCAAAUCCUGGGCGUUUCAAAAUGCGGUACGACAGAUCUGUACGGCAGACUGCGGCGUCACCCGGACAUGGCGGAUGGUGCCAAGGGACCGCACUUUUGGGACGAGUGCCCCUACCCGCCCAAGGGCCCCUGCACCGCUCCUCCCAACGGCGACUUUGACGGCUACAUCAACCUCUUCGAAAAGGGCGCCUCGCAAAUUAAGGAAAACCCGAUGGCAAUCGUGGGCGAGGCAUCCUCCAAUACCUUCACCGGUGUCUUUACGUUCGUGCGCGGACUGGCCCGUCUGAAGACCAACAUCACGCUAGCGCAGCUGAUAUACGAGGCGCAGCCGUACCAACGGCAGAUUGUCAUCAUGCGGGACCCGGUGGCCAGGUACUACUCGGCGUUUCAUUACUACAGGCGGAAACCCAGUGAGCCCUUCGAGGGGCCCGACAAGUUCCACGAGCGUGUGCUACGGGACAUCAAGGCCUGGAACACCUGCGUGGAGCGCUGGGGUGUGCCCGGCUGCGUAGCUCGCUACGAGCCGCAGCAGCUGGUAAAGGGCAUGUACGGCGAGUUCGUGCAGGCGUGGGCCGCCGUGUUCCCGGUGCAGCAGCUGCUGUUCCUGCGGACGGAGGAUUACAAGGCGGCGCCCCGGGAGCACAUCCAAGCCGUCAUCAAGUUCCUGGGCAUGCGUGAGCUGAGCGACGAGGAGACGGCCAGCCUCAUGCGGCUGCGGCGCUUCAACGCGCAGAGCGAGCGCUACCCGCGCAUGUGGCCGCAGUCGCGCAAGCUGCUGGAGGACUUUUACAGGCCCUUCAACCAGAAGCUCUCACAGCUACUUGGCAACGACCCAAGGUUCCUCUGGGAGGACACCGCGCAACGGGCAGCUGCAGCAGCAGCGUCUGAGGCAGCCUAGAGGGCGACAGCAAACUAGGACGUGAGAUGUUGCGACCCCACCUAAAGGCGCGCGCGAGUGGCUAAGGAAUGGGAUAGGAGGGUGGAUUGGCAGGGCUUCUAGGAGCUAGUGGUGUAUGGUUAUGAAGGUCGGAGCUAGCUGUGUCUUAAUUAGGCUCUCUGGAGGCAUGUUUGGGCUCGUAAGUUUUAGGAGUGGCUGAGAGGUGGAAUGGGACGCCGUGGUGGGCGCGAAAGAAACACGCGAAUACCGUACGCGCCGGGCUGAACACGUAAGCCUUUUGUCCAUGGCUGGCUAGAUAAGUCUGCUAGCCAGUCAACGGUAUAUGAAGUAUCAGACGCUUAAUUGCUUCGAUGCUGUUACUGGCUUUGCCAACUGCACAGAGAAGUUCACACUACCUGCAUAGACGUUGAAGCAACUAGCAGCCCGGCAAGCCUUUACACGUACCAAUUGCAAGUAGAAAGGUAAUUGCAAAUUUUACAAGUUAGAAGUCUUUGCUGGACGUUUUUCCUAGUUAGUUGGGUUAAGAGUUCCUACUGCCUUCCGCACCGAAAGAUUCCACCAACGCCUCCAUCUGUUAUGUAAGUGUUUUGCGUAUAUAUAGGAAGCGAUAUCCGUCCUUGUUACGCUACAUGCGUCUGUACUGACAGCGCUGUACUUCUCGUGUAACCUAACAGUCAUUCUGAGACGACUUGGCGCUUCCAGCUCGCCUCCAACGUCUGGUGCAUGCAGGCAUAUUGACAGGGCUAUUCGUUUUCCUGCUUGGAUAUGUUUGGUCCUAGCGAGCCAUGACGCUAACGUCAAUAACCUUUUCCGGACCAAAGCCCGAGGAUUCCGGGGAGCGCUCGGGGAGGAAGAAACUUAAGAGCUUCUUGACUUCACUCCGGAGAUUGAUACGUCUCGAUCGAGGUCCAGGCGGCGAUGUGGGGCCGAGGGUCCGUGGCUCAGGCCAGCCAGCAGCGUUUGACUCAUUGUCGGCUUUACCUAGGCCGCGUCAUGCUGAAACAGGCGUAGACAGAGAAUCUGGGACUUCAAGUAGCUUCAGAGCACCUCCCCGUUCAUCGGCAAGCAUGCCGCUUCUCUUCCAAGUUGUUGGUCCAACCGGUAAUUCAGAGUCAGCCGGGUAUUCAUCACCGCUUAUGCAACUUUCUGCUCGUCGGAUCCAUCCCGCUCCUAGCAGCUCGGCCCUGGUGCUGCCACCAAUUCAGGCUUUCGGACCGCAGCUGUCUACUAGCGCUAUGGCAGAUCACACCGAUUCACCUGUGAAUACCAAAGCCAGGCCGGUGUCCAUGGCUUGGAGCUCGAUAGCCGAUGGAACCGGUCGCGACGACUCCAGCGCGGCGUUAAUUGCUACCCGGGCUACAUCGUCAAACAUGGAAGACCAAACCCCAACACGUCCCCGAUACCCAGGCCACUCUCUGCCCCUACCAGUCAUUAAUUUCCACUCGACAGAGUCCCCGUCUUCGCCGCUUAUCGUUAUGCGGCCCAUCACCCCGUCCGGGGUUGCCUCAGCUCCUGCUUUCUCCAGCACCCUUAUCGCUGUUUGCCCUGGAGCCCCUUCCAACAUGCGUCGGCCGGUGUGGCGUUUGCUAGACUACAGGCUCGACGCGCGAUUGUACAAGGGCGACAUGUCAUCUGUGUACAAGGCCCAGUGCCUGGUCAGCAAUCAAAAGGUUGUGCUCAAGGUGUACAACCUGAAGCGCAUCCCGCAGAACGCACUGCAUACCCUGGAGCGGGAAGUGCGCAUCCACACCAGCCUGGCGCACUGCAACGUACUGGCGCUGUACGGCGUGUUCGAGGAGGAGGGCAGGCUGGCGCUGGUGCUGGAGCGCGCCUCCGCCGGCGACCUGUUCCGCUACCACCGGGAGCUCCUGCCCACCCCCUGCCGCAUGUGUGAGGACGAGCUGCGGCUACUGGUGCUGGCGCCGCUGCUGGAGGCGCUGGUGUACUUGCACGGGCGGGGGAUAUGCCACCGGGACAUCAAGCCUGAGAACAUCCUGCUAACCGCCAACUGGCAACUGCGGUUGGCGGACUUCGGAGCCGCGAUCAACAUGUCUGAGGAGCGAGCUGUAACCCGCACUGGCACAGAGGAUUACAUGGCCCCCGAGGUAGAGCGCUGCCCGCUCAAGUACCUGCCGGAUGACAACAAGGACAACCGAGACCUGGCGUACACCACCGCAGCUGACGUGUGGAGCGUGGGUGUGCUGGCAUACGAGAUGCUCGUGGGCUUCCCGCCCUUCAUUACCUGCCCGCAGCCGGACGCGGUACCGGAGGCGGAUGAGGAGGGGAACGAGGAGGGAGAUGGUGCGGGCGGGGGUGCGGGUUUCAGAGCUGCAGCGGGGCUGAUGGUGGUGGGCGGCGCGGAGAGCCGGGAGCUCAGUUUUCCGCAUUUCGUGUCGGCGGGGGCGCAGGACUUCAUCGCAUCAGCGCUGAAUGAGCGUGCGAUGGACCGACCCACGGCGGCUGUGCUGUUGAAGCAUCCCUGGCUGAAACACGCGGUACGGCAGAACAGGGUUCGGCAACAGCAGCUGCAGCUUCAGCUGCAACAACAGAUGAUGCAGGCGCAGCAGCAACAACAACAGCAACAGCAGCCGUUGCAGCAGUCUCCGCUGCUGCAGCAGCCGCAGCAACAGCUGUCGCAACCACAACAGCCGGUGAGACGGCACCUGUCGCAACCACAACUCCUACCACCGCAGCAACAAGUGGCGGUGCAGCAGCAGUUUCAGCAGCAGCAGCAGCCGCACCCCCAAACCCAAAUCCACCCCCAGCAACCGGCACCGCAGCCGCAGCCGCCGCAGCAAAUAGCAGUCCAGCCGCCGCCACCACAGCAGCCGCAACGGACGCAUGUGUGUGAGCAGAAGGAGCACGCUGCAGUGGGCCGCCUAACUCGCCUGGUUUCCUCACCCGAGCAAAGCUUCUGGAGCCCACCUGCCGCACGUGAGCGGCCUGGCAACUUAUUUGUGUAACCGUUGGGACAGUUGUUGGUUGACGUCGUUUGUCGGUUGGCUUGCAGGUUUGGAGCAGGGUUCUGCAAGCAUGCGCCCAUGAGCCAUGAGGGAAUGGACAUAAGUGGGUGUGCUGCAGCCCGAUACCGUGUUGAUAUCUUUGCGUUUAUUAUGGUUAUCUUGUUUAUUUUACGGCGAACGGAGGGAGCGUUGGGUGGGGGGAGUGGAGGGCGGUAAGGAGAUUGAAUGGUGUUAAACGUGAAAAUUUGGGUUAUGGUGGUGUACUAACUAACCGUUGGUAAAGGCUGAGUUGAAACCUACAGUCAUGUAAGCGGCUGAAACACUGCUGCCUGAAGGUUGAAAGUCAACCAUCAACCGAUUCAGACGUUCAUGUGCGCAACUUGUGUUUGUUGGUGUUCAUGUGUUGCCAGGUGAGGCCUUGUGGCCAUGCGAGCGUAUUGUGCUUUGUACAUGGAUGUGAAUGAAGUACCAAGUUCAUGAGCCACACGUACACGUUGCAUGCGUGUGUUCCGUGAUGGUCUCGGAGGGGGAAGGGUGGGUUCCUAGCACCGGUUUUGGCCUGCUUGUGUCCCUUCCCGUGUAGCUGCUGGGAAGUGGUGAAUAGAACAGCAACGUACAUGGAUAACCGGGCAAUUGUCCAAUGGGACCGGCGGGGGUUUGGGUCCUGGUUCCAGCAGAACAGACCGCAUACAAUUAGUGCGGCUGUCCUGACGACCAACCCGGCUUCACACCGCCCUAUCUGCUGCGAUAUGGUUGUCGGCGCAGGCCCACACCCUUGGGCAGGCCUCAACCACUGAGGUUGAGUUGGCCAGCUGGUCAUGCAUGUGACGUACAUGGGAUGCAUGCGCUUGUGAGGUAAGAAUCUGGGCCUCUGUGUUGAUGAGGCCAGUACGGUUCAUCUGUGCAUGGAUGGUGAUGCGAAGGUGCGCAGGUGUUUAGCACGUGUGAGUUUGCAGGUGCGGAAUUCUGGCGACAGCAGCUAACAAGUUAACGCAAAAGCUCGUGCCCUAAGAGUAAGGCUGACAAAGGAGAGGUUAUGGGGUGGGUCGGAAGUUUACACUUUACAAAUUAAUGAUAAAUGCUCAUGUAUGAUGUGGGAUGAUGUGUUUUGUGUCAUGGCGAUUCCAUGGUGCCUUUAAUCGUGAAAAUCGGAGGUAAUGCAGGUUAUCUGUGCCCCAGAUGCUGUUUUGUGCCUUGCGGUGCACUGGAGUCUUGCUGUUUCAUGGGGCGGGACAGAGGGACAUCUUCCCCUUUCGGCCCCAGUCGUUUUCUGGUACGGCGGUUAUUGCACGUACAGCAAAAGGCAAUGUCUGCGUGUGUUUGUGGUGCAGCUUCUUGAUUCACUUUAUAAACGGUGGUGGUUGUUUGGUGGUUGGUGAUUGCACCGCGUCGCAAACACAACUGUUUUCAUUGCGGUGAUGAGGAAAGAGGUCCUUUCGUUCUCUUUCUAGAGCAACUCAAAACGAGGACAUAAUAGCGUGCUUUGCCAUGUAUGCAGAGCUUUUGCCGACGUGUUAUAACUUCCAGUAUAUGCGACUUUGCCUGUGACCUGAAGUCCUGAAUUAAUAUGUCAUCAUCCCUUGCGUUUUGCCAGGGAUGCUUUGCCGUGGAUGGUAACUGGUGACGGCACACACUUUUUGCGGAAACGAGUCUUGGUCUUGUUGGAUGUUUUCCAGCUGCUGCUGCUUCUUGAGCUGCAGCAGCUGCCGCUGCCUCUGAUGCCACCUGCAAAGAUGGGCUGCGGUGGUGUGAUGGAGGGACAGGAAAAGAGGGGUGGUGGGUGACGUGUCGGUGUGAGGCGUUAUGCAACAAGGUUUUAUUACAAAAAGAAGCUCGUAAAGAGACGUGAGAUUGGGUUUUCAUCAACACAUGUUGUCUGCAAGCUGCAGGUUCUUUGAGUCUUAUGGGAUUUAAUGGCAUGGCAGGAGGCUCCGUCCAAGGAAGAGAGGAGAGGAGGGAGAGCAACAGGAUAAGGAAACAGGGAAAGAGAUGGGUGAAAGGAAUUGGGAGUUGGCUUUUGGGUACAGAGUUUGGCCCCGCUUGGCCGAAUGGGGCGCGUGCGCAGCGCUUGGAAAACAGGCGUUGAUCGUUAUUAGGAACUAGGGUAGUCUUGCCGGGGGAUGGGGCUUGAGUUGAGGUCAGGGAAAGCAUUAGGAUUGGGAAUUGUCAGGGCCCCUCGGUCCUUCCUUUCCCAGGGGAUGGGAGGGGCUCCCAGUUGAGUUGUGUGCUUUGCACUUCCGUACCAGGGAUCAUGGUGGCCUCAACCCGUGUUGCCGGUCCCAGGCAUGUUGGGGUCCCUCCCGAGGGUCCUGGGCGACUUCAAGAAACGGCGCGGAUGCCUUAGCGGAUACGUACACGGUACCCCUGCCGCGUAGCAACAAUGAGUAAGCAUAGUGUUUGGCAGGAUGCAUGGUGGGUGUUAGUUGAAGAACGACUGUGAAGAACGACUGUGGUUGUAUGUUGGAAGUGAAAUGUACAGAUGAGCUGUUGUUGUUUUCUUGCGCAGGACUGUCGUAAAGCACCUGUUAGCCGGUGUGUCAGAGGCUUCUACUGGUGAUGUAAUAAGCUAAUAACUGCUGUCUUGUACCUAACCUAUAGCUGCCGAGUAGAGAAACGGUUGAUGAGGUUCACCCGCUUUCAUCCGCUUUGUGUUUUGAGCUUGUACAGCAGGCAGGUGGAUCGCCCACCGUAGCGCACACGCUUGGGAUUGUAACUCCUCAGACCUUCG
Messenger RNA from Astrephomene gubernaculifera, 7159 nucleotides. Lineage: Eukaryota; Viridiplantae; Chlorophyta; Chlorophyceae; Chlamydomonadales; Astrephomenaceae. The record is from the annotation of a GenBank genome assembly.